This is a messenger RNA of Ziziphus jujuba (common jujube), 1913 nucleotides long. RefSeq lists its product as uncharacterized. Gene Ontology annotation, molecular function: RNA binding. Lineage: Eukaryota; Viridiplantae; Streptophyta; Magnoliopsida; Rosales; Rhamnaceae. The transcript has 6 exons. The coding region runs from base 817 to 1623 and encodes 268 amino acids. The record is from RefSeq and is a predicted model, not a curated record.
AAUCAAAAUAGAAAGAACCAGAGGGAAAUUAAUAUUAAAAAACAAAAAGAGAUACACAAAUGGCAUUAACAGACUAUACAUAUUCUCACGCACAACAAUCCACUAAUUAUUCAUACAUGGAAAACGAAUAUAUGAAUAAAGAAAUGUUGGAAAAGAAGGAGGAAGAAGAAGAAGAAAGAACAAGUUAGAAAAGUUGUAUACAGCCAGGCACCGUCUCUUUGUACCCAUCAAACGUCUGGAAAGCAAAGAUAAAAAUAGAUAACAGUCUUUUAGAGCUUUUAUUGAUUGGAACUUAACCUUUUUUUUUAUUUUUUUUUCUCUGUUACUUUAAUAUUUCUGUAUAUUUGUAUAUAUACAUACCUAAAGUGGCAACUCCUGCAGACCAACAUAGGUAUAGAUAUAGAUAUGGACCUAGAUAUGCUAGGUAAGUUAUUUUUUUUUCUUUAAUUUUGGCUCUCUUGGGUUUUGCUUUUUUGUUUUUUUCUAGUCUACUUUUGAACCUUCGAAAAAGCUUUGAUUGAUUUUUCUCGUUGAGGGUAUCUUUGUUGUGGAAUCUGAGGAGAAAGUUACUGUAUAUCAAUCUAGUAGGUUUUGCUACAGAGAAAGAAAAAAACCGACCAGAUAUAGAGUUUUUUUAUAAGUUGGUGAAAGUUUUUCAAAGGGGGGUUGAUUUAGAUUGAUUGAAUCCCACUCAUAUUUGUGCUCAAACGGCCAGUUCUUUCUAUCAUAUUCUUCUCUCCCUUCUUCACUCUUAUUUGGUCUUCUGGGUUUUUUUUUUUUUAAUUUUUUUGGUCUACUUCUAUAUUGGUAAAAUUCAUGAUGUCUCAAUUCCAAAGGCAGAACAAGAUGAUAGGCGCACAAUUUGGUGAUACAACCUACACAAAGGUCUUUGUUGGAGGUUUGGCUUGGGAAACUCAAAGGGAAACUAUGAAACACUAUUUUGAGCAGUUUGGGGAGAUCCUUGAAGCAGCUGUGAUCACUGAUAAAAAUACAGGAAGAUCAAAAGGCUAUGGUUUUGUAACAUAUAAGGAUCCAGUUUCAGCAAUGAAAGCUUGUUAUAAUCCUUAUCCUGUCAUUGAUGGAAGGAGAGCUAAUUGUAAUCUUGCAGCCUUUGGUGCACCUAAAAACCACCCAACAACUCCUCAGCGAGGGUUGGGGAAAUUUAGACCAUCAUCAAGAACUAUAGCGCCAGUACCUUUUGUCCACAGUGCUUCUCCAUAUUUCUAUCAACAUAUCCCUGAAUAUGUAUUCCCUCAUGCAGCAUACGGAAAUUUACAGUAUUCUGAACUAUUUCCUGACGUCUCGGCAUUCAGGUUUCCCUGUUACCCCCAACAAGGCAAUUUUCCAGUGAAUUACUAUAAUGCCUAUGGUGGGCAACAGUUCCCAUCUUACUAUGCCAUUGGGUCCCCAGGAAUCUCCUACUUUGGUGGCUAUCCACAAUCCACCAUACAUGCACAAAGCAGUCCACCUAGAAACCCCAAAAUGAUAGAAACCUCACUUGGCAGCUUUCCACUUACCCCUUCAGCUUCUCUACCAAGCAUUACAACUGAGAGGCCUGCCACAGGGACAAUAGCUUCAGGAGGAAGGUCUGGUUCUGUCUCCGAACAGAAGUUAUCGGCUUAACUUUUGCAACUGAAGAUAUCAUCAAUUCAUUACGAUAUUGAAAAAUUUGAUGAUAUGAUCGAAACCAAGGAAACGAUACAAGAAAGAGGAUUGUCAACUUGGAACCAAUUUCAUCUUCUUAAGUUCAUCUGGAGACUAAACCAAGGUUAUAUACCAAACAUAUAAUUCAUUCAAGGAACAGGGAAAGAUGGGGAGAUGUAGAGACUGUUACCAAUAGUUGAAAUUAGUUACGUCCAUUCAUUUAUUGUAAAAAAUCACAGUAGAGUUUUGGUUUGAGAAACUUUCCUGCA